UUUCUCCCUCUCUCCAUCACAAAAAUUAUUAAUCUGGUCAAUAAUAAUCCCAAAAUUAGAAAGAAAAUCGAAGCUAAACAACAGGAGAACCUCACACCACCAAACAAACACCUUCAAUAAUUCUCUAUAAGAAUCUCUAUUCCAACUAACAACAAAAACACUCUCAUUCCGUUCUUCUCUUGCCCUCUCUCACUAUUCCCAGGUCGGAUCGCUUUCCUUCUCGCGAAGGAAGCCAAAGAGGGGAAUAGGUGAGGAGAUUGAUCUAACAAAGUGGUGAAGGAUGGCGAGGCAGAAUCAGAUCGUGCUGCGGCACUCGUCGUCGUCGGUGACGCGGCGGCAGCCGCUGCUGGAGGUGAACGACUACGCGCCGCAGGGAGGGCUGGCGAUGAGGCUGGCGGAGGUCGUCGGAGGCACCACGGCGGAGGUUGCGGCGGUGUGCUGCUUGUGCCCCUGCGGCCUCGUGGACCUCAUGGUGCUGGCCAUGUGCAAGGUGCCGGCGGGGCUCUGCCGGAAGGCUCUGAGGCGGAAGCGCCGCCGCAGGCUCAUGAAGAUGGGGCUGCUGCCGUCGUCCAAGUGCACCUGCGACGAGAAGGACUUCCAGAUUCACCCCGUCGCCGCCCCCGAGAGCGUCGAGUCUAUGCCGGAGAGCAUGGAGGUGAUCGAGUUCGAUAAGGAGAUGUUCGAUCACUUCUACAGCGGCGGCUUCUGGCGGAGCUCCUCCGCGAAGAUGUGAUUGCGGAAUGGUGGUCGUCUAUUUAUUUACUUUCUGCGUUUUGUGUAAUGGGUCGUGUCGUUUUGUCGUAAUCGUAAUAUAGGAUAGGUACAUUACAUUAUUUGGAAAUAAGUGAUCCCGACUUAAAUGAGAUAUGUACUGCAUCAUUUGCCUUUGAUGCGGUUUUUUUUCUCCUUAUAUCUCAUUUUGUUAGUGGAUCGAUUUUAUUGCGUAUGUGUGGUAUGGUAAGUGGUUGUUCGCCAUGUCUCUUUUGGUUAGUGUGUACCCCAUUCUCCAACAUUUUUUUUGUUGGGUGAAUUAAUGUAAAAGAUCCAAUGCUUUCUUUCA
Messenger RNA from Salvia miltiorrhiza (redroot sage), 1060 nucleotides. RefSeq lists its product as uncharacterized. The transcript is spliced from 2 exons. The record is from RefSeq and is a predicted model, not a curated record. NCBI's taxonomy places the organism in Eukaryota, Viridiplantae, Streptophyta, Magnoliopsida, Lamiales, Lamiaceae. The coding region runs from base 281 to 733 and encodes 150 amino acids.